Molecule: messenger RNA, 4626 nt
Organism: Klebsormidium nitens
Lineage: Eukaryota; Viridiplantae; Streptophyta; Klebsormidiophyceae; Klebsormidiales; Klebsormidiaceae
Source: the annotation of a GenBank genome assembly
AUGGAGGAGGACUCACGCCUGGUGCCCAAGGGGGCCGGCCGGAGGAGGCGGUCGGAAGAGACGGGAAGGUGGCCACGGGGGCCGUCACUGAGUGUGCAGGCGGAGGCAGUGCGCGCAGUGCGAAGUGCGUUGGCGGGGGAACGGCCGAAAAGUGAGUUGCCUCGACAAGUCCCGUUGAGUCAACUCAGGGGUUUGCUGCCGUUGGACUGGUCGGUAGUUGGACCGUUGCCAAGGGACAGGCCGCUGCGGGUUCUUGAGCUGUUUGCCGGGGUGGGGACGGCAACCCAAACGCUGGUCCGGCUAGGGUAUACGGUCGGGGAAGUAAUUGCGUGUGAGAAGCGGGGCGCAGCCCGGGAGCUGCACAGGUGGGCGGUUGCGCAGUUGAGCGCGGAGUUUCCCGGAAGGAUCGGUGAACGGGCGGGAGUGCAGUUGCACCACCGAUUGCCCCAGGACAUCCAGCUGGUCGGCGCAGAUCACCUGCUUUCCCUCGGCCCGCUGGACGUAGUGGUGGCGGGGUGGCCGUGCCAAGGCAGCAGUGCCGCGGGGCUUGGGCGUGGGUUAGAUGAUCCUCGGUCGGGAUUGGUCGGUGAGUUGGUGCGGGUGUUGCACCACCUGCAGGCGUCCCACAGGGAGUGGGGGCACCCGUUGGCGUACGUAAUUGAGCAUGUUGCGGCUGGGCUCGACCGCCGGCCUCGGGUACGGGACCAUUUCGCUGAGGUACGCAGCCUUCUGGGGCCGGAAGUGGUCGUGGACGCGGCACAGCUGGGUUCCCACGCGCAUCGUCUGCGCGCGUGGUGGACCAAUCUCGCUGACGUGGCGGUCUUGCGCGCUGCGGUCUCUGCACAGGUUCGCCCCCCCGGACUGUUUGUCCAUCAGAUUCUAGGCCCGGGGCGCAGUGCGAUGGUCCCUCGGGGCUCGGGACAGGCUCCGUGGGCCAAAGUCGAGGUACCCGGGGAGCCAAGGCGUGCGCUGCCGACAUUUGUGAGUUACAACGGGUCCCACGCCUUUUCGCACACGCGCGGUGGAGUCCUCCAGGUGGAGAACGGCCGAUCAGUCACGUAUGGUGAGCCCACAGCAGACGAGCGGGAACUAGCCAUGGGGUUUCCCCGGGGCUUCUCUGCAGCCCCCGGCCUGUCAGAAUCCACUCGACGGGAGCUCUUGGGCCAAGCCAUGGAUCUCAACACGGUGAUGUGGCUGUUUGCGGCUUGCGCAGAGGCGGCCGAAGAGCCGUUAGUAGCUACUGUUGUGCCGUUAGGAGGGGGGUCGGAAGUGUCGAACGGCAACGGCCAGGGUGCAGGGCCAAACGUGGGCACGGCCGGGACAGUGAGGCGAGCGCAGGCGCCAGGAGGGCGCGCGCUGGCGCCAGGUGGCGCCGCAGGUGUGGGCGCGCCAAGAACGCGUGCGCAUGCGCCAGGUGGCGCCGCAGGAGUGGGUGCGUCAGGAGCGCGCGCGCCUGGGCGUGUGGCCAAGGAAGAACAGGGGAUGGGCGGUCAGCCUGGGGAGCAGCUCAGAAUGAAUACGGGGAGGGGGCUGCGGGCGGCUGCGGACGGAAAGGAGGUCGGUGGGUCGGGGGAGCAGAUCCGACCGGGGCAAGAUGGGGUUGGAAGACCGGUGGGGCAGGAGCAGUCGGUGAAAGCAGAAAAACCGGGAGGGCCGGUGGCCGGGAAGUGUCGGGGGUGGUCGGUAGGGAGUCAGCUGACGCCUGAGGAGCAGGGGUAUGCGGCGGCGGUGGCUGAGGCGAACCGGGACGUGUUCGCGAACAGCUUAGAGGAAAUUGGGGAGUUUAAGCUGUUCGAAGUGGAGUUGACGCUGAAGACAGAGAGGCCCAUUUUCGAGCGGCGAAGAAAACACAGCGUGAAGGAGUGGGAGUUGAUCGAUCAGCGGUGCGCGGAGUUGGAGGCGGCGGGGAUCAUCGAGGAGACGGACAGCGAUUUUGCUGCCAACUCGGUGCUCGCAGCAAAGAAGGAUCCGGAGGGGAACUGGAAGCUGGACCGGUUCUGCACGGACCUGCGCAGGGUUAACCUGGAGACGGCGCAGGAUCGCUACCCGAUGCCGCUGCCGGAGGAGGUGCUGGACGCGCUGGGGCACGCAAAGUUCUACUCGACGAUCGACAUCAGAGGAGCGUUUCAUCAGCUGGUGGUGAAGAAGGAGGACAGGCGCAAGCUGGCGUUCUGGGGGUCCACCAAGCUGUACUGCUGGAAGCGGUGUCCGUUCGGGGCGCGCAACGCCAGCGCUUGGUUCCAGCGGGCGAUCGACAGGACGUUGAGGGGUCUGGAGGAGUUCGCGCGGAGCUUCAUCAACGACGUGCUGGUGGCUGGAGGGGACACGCUGGAGGAGCACAUGGCGCUGGUGCAGCGGGUCCUGAACCGGCUGAGAGAGAUGGGGCUCAAAUGUCACCCCGACAAGUGCUGCUUCGGGGCAGAUUCGGUGGAGUACCUCGGGAUGUGGCCGCGUCCAGGCAAGGUGUCGCCGGUGGUGGCCAAAGUGGCGGCGAUUGAGGCCCUGCCGCGACCGACCGACGUCACGUCUGUCAAGGCGUUCAACGGGGUGGUGAAUUAUUAUCGGAGGUUCAUCCCGGAGUGCAGCAGGCUGCAGGGGCCACUCAACGAGUUGACGAAGAAAGCGGUGCAGUGGCGCUGGGGUGAGGAGCAGGAGGGGGCGUUCCUGGCGCUCAAAAAGGCGCUGCAAAACGAGCCGGUGCUGGCACUGCCAGUGCGUGGGCGCAAGUUCAAAGUGCGCUGCGACUGGAGCAAGAAGGGGGUAGGCGGGGUCCUGCUGCAAGCUGACGAGGCGGGGGAGGACCGGGUGAUUGCCUACGAGAGCCGGAGCUGCAACCCGGCUGAGUCCCGGUAUAGCAGUUUCGAGGGGGAGUUGCUGGCGGCGGUCUACUUCGUGCGGCUGUGGAGGAACUAUCUGUACGGGGAGCAGUUCAGGCUGGAGAGCGACCACAGACCACUCAAAUGGAUCCUGACCAACACGAAGCUGACGGGUAAGCUCGCUCGCUGGGCCAUGAUGCUGAGCGAGUUCGACAUGGAAGUCGACUACACCCCCGGGGAAGAAAACGAGAUGGACUGCCUUAGCCGGUACCCCCAGGAGUCCGACGAGGACACAGCAGGGGUCCGGCAGGAGGGGGACUUGGGGGAGGUGCUGGCGCCUUGCUGGUCAGCAGCUGCUGCGUUGGCGUGGGCCCUAACAGACUCGCCCGGGGAGAACGGGCGUCAGCGGGCGGUGGCGCGGCCCGCAGUGGAUGUCUUCGAGUGGCGGCGGGAUCAUCUGGUGCAUUGGGGGGCAGACGGUGAGGUGCGGGUAGUUCCGCGGCCAGAAGCGAGGGAAGCCCUGAUCCGGGACGUGCACGAGCGCUGCGGGCACUUCGGGGUGAAAAAGACGGUGUCUCUGCUGAGUCCUCAGUACUGGUGGGUGGGGCUGGCAGCGGAUGUGCAGAGGGUGGUGCGCCAGUGCGAGGCGUGUGAUCGGGUGAGGGCAGCCUUCAACUCCGUGCACCCGGUGUUGCAGCCCCUCCCGAUCAAGGGGUUGUUUUACCGGUGGGGACUUGAUUUUGCAGGGCCGUUGCCCAAGUCUAGCCGUGGGAAUCAGUUCGUGCUCGUCAUGGUCGAGCACUUCAGCAAGCACGUGGUUUUCGUGCCCACGGCAGACAAGGAGGCGCAGACGGUGGCGGAGGCAUUCACCCGGGAGGUGCUCACGACGUUCGGGGCUUGCGCGGAGGUGGUGACAGAUAGGGGGGGCGAGUUCGGGGGUGCUUUUCAGGAGCUGCUCGACAAGUCCUUCAUCGACCAUCGGUCGACUUCGUCCUAUCACCCGCAGGCGAACGGUCUCAGUGAGCGGAUAGUGGGGGUCGUCAAGGGGGCGUUGCGAAAGUGGUGCCUUGGGCACGCAGCUGAGCAAUGGGAUGUGUACCUGCCGUGGGUUGCAAUGGGGUACCGGUUUAGCACGCAGGCGUCCCUGAGCGGGUUUUCCCCGUACAUGCUGUUGUACGGACGGGAGCUGGUGAUUCCGGGGACGGUUCGGGUGGCCAUCGAGGAGCCGUUGGACUUGGACCGGCCGGACCGGUUGGUCGCGCUGGUAGCGGAGCGAGCGGCACUAUUCCGCAGGUGGGUUCCCAUGGCCAUGGAAAACCUGCAAAUCGCGCAGCAUCGCGACACGUUACGGUAUGCCAAAACCCGCAGUGGGGCUUGGAAACCCCAAGUCCUCAGGUACGCGGUCGGUGAUUACGUGUACUUGCAGCGGGAGAUGCUGAACACCCUGGACAGUCGGGCGGGCCCGCGGAUUCUGCGGGUUAAGCAUGUGAGGGUCGGGGGUGUUUUGGAGCUGGAGGGGGCGGAUGCGCGGACGGUCCGGGUGCACAUGGAGCGGUGCGCUCCCUGUCACAGAGCUGACAUCGACGACCGGCAGGAUGCGCGCCUGGCGAGACCCACCGUCGACUUCGCGUGCACGCGGUGCCGGCGGGCUGAUGACGAGGCCUCGAUGCUGCUGUGCGACGGGUGUGGGGCCGGGUGGCACACGCGAUGCCUGGUUCCUCCGCUGGCGGCGGUUCCUGAGGGUGAUUGGUUUUGCCCCAGGUGUCAGGCAGCCCAGGCAUUGGUUGGCCCAGUCGGGUCAGCAGAGUGA